AGAAGCAUAUUAACUACAAUACAUGAAAGUGAAUCCUCUAACGUCGUGCAACUUAUGGUUAUAUCCUCUCUCUCUGUAUAUAUAUAUUCCACUUCGAUAUGAUCCAUAUGUCAGUGGCACAGUAACCCUUAUAUUCUAAUCCUAACUACACUUAUCUGAGAAUGCCACUUAUUUAUGAUAGGAAAGAGUUACAGUAAUUUUUUCUUUUGAAGCUUAAUCCCUCUUUUAAUCAACAUCAUUAACCUUUUAAUGACUAAUUAUACUAUGCCACCCCUCUGCUGCCGUUCUCGCCGUCUCCCUUUUCUUCUCCGAUCGCCGCAGCUUCCGCGAAGAAUCCGCCAUUAAAAAAAAAAACCCGAGCUCUCCUCGCCCCGGCGAACGCAGCACCAUCUCCAGCGAGCAGCAGCAGCAGCGCGCUCUUCCUCCCUGCACUGCCCGUGCCCGGCGGCGAGGAGGGAGGGGGGGAGGGAGGGAUGGGGGCGGUGGCGUCGACGGUGGCGGCGCGCUUCGCCUUCUUCCCGCCGGCCCCGCCGUCGUACGGCGUGGAGCCGCCGCCGUCGCCGUCGCCGGCGGCCGCGGCGGAGGACGGGGCGGUGGUGGAGCUCAGCGGGGUGCCGCGGCGGGCCGGGGUGGAGGCGCGGCGGCUGCCGACGGGGCGGGGCACGGAGGUGGUGGCCAUGUACGUGCGCCAGCCCGGGGCGCGCCUCACGCUGCUCUACUCCCACGGCAACGCCGCCGACCUCGGCCAGAUGUACGAGCUCUUCGUCGAGCUCAGCUCCCACCUCAACGUCAACCUCAUGGGUUACGAUUAUUCCGGUUAUGGGCAAUCAUCAGGGAAGCCAAGUGAGCAGAACACUUAUUCUGAUAUAGAGGCUGCAUAUAGGUGUCUAGUAGAAACUUAUGGAGCCACAGAGGAAAACAUCAUUCUGUAUGGUCAAUCAGUUGGCAGCGGUCCUACUUUAGAUUUGGCAUCCCGUUUGCCUCAUCUGAGGGCUGUUGUUUUACACAGCCCUAUUUUAUCUGGCUUAAGAGUGAUGUAUCCUGUAAAGCAUACAUACUGGUUUGACAUAUACAAGAAUAUUGAUAAAGUUCCAUUGGUCAAAUGUCCUGUUUUAGUAAUCCAUGGUACAGCUGAUGAAGUUGUCGACUGUUCUCAUGGGAGGGCACUGUGGGAACUCUCUAAAAUAAAGUAUGAGCCUCUGUGGGUCAAAGGUGGAAAUCAUUGUAAUCUGGAACUAUAUCCAGAAUACAUCAAGCACCUAAAAAAGUUUGUCAUGGCCAUUGAGAAAUUACCACCUACAAAAGAUGAAUCCUCAGGGAGCUCAGGUCCUUCAGAUCCUUGUGAAAUAGGAUCAGAAAGUAUGCAGAGCUCAAGAAAAAGCACGGAUGUAAAGGAUAAAUCUAGGUCAAGCAUUGAUCACAGGCAUAGCGUUGAUAGGCGGGAAAAACCAAGAGGAAGCAUAGAUAGGAGAGAUAAAAGCAGAAAGAGUAUAGAUCAUCCUGAUAAGCCAAGGGCUAGUGUGGAUCAACCUGAUAGACCACGGAGAAGCAUCGAUCGUUUUGGAGGGAUGAUGAGGUCGGUGACAUCCGUCAAGUUGUGCAAUAUUGACUGUUUCAAAGUAACCUAUGCUUCUGGGAGCUGAGAAUACUGAAAGGUUAGUGUUUGUGAGUCAUCUGUAUUUACCCCGUUUGCAUUCUUUGUUCGUUUGUGGCUGGCUGUGGAAUGUGUAUUUUUUUUUCGGAAAUACGCUGUGGAAGGUAUAUUGAUUUGGGUAAGGCCUUGUCUUCUCCUUGAGUUGUUUCUUGAAAAGAAAUAGCCAUUCUUUCCCAACCCUUUUGAGUUUUUGGAGUACAUUCUUUUGUUGAGUUCAAGAACGACACUGCCGUGGAGCACUAAGGAGCACCGUUCUUACAUAGAUGUCAUGUACAUAUUGUUGUAUCAUUAUACUGUCCAGUUUUUCUUUCACACGGGAACAUUUCAAAGAUGUGAUCUAACAAAACUGGGAAUUUUUUUGUCCCUCUCGCGAGUUUUAUUGUCUGAUCAUGUACUAAUUCUGAAGAAAAUAAGCUAGUUACAGUACUUCGUCAUAA
Molecule: messenger RNA, 2091 nt
Organism: Oryza sativa Japonica Group (Japanese rice)
Lineage: Eukaryota; Viridiplantae; Streptophyta; Magnoliopsida; Poales; Poaceae
Source: RefSeq, a predicted model, not a curated record